Molecule: messenger RNA, 2358 nt
Organism: Symbiodinium natans
Lineage: Eukaryota; Dinophyceae; Suessiales; Symbiodiniaceae
Source: the annotation of a GenBank genome assembly
AUGGCCGCCGAUCAAUGGAAGAGUGCCUUUCUCGCCGUGUGCCUCCAGAGUGACUUCCAGCCGCUGACAGAGCUGCUGUCACAAGAUCACAAGAGCAGUGGCAUCAACGAAGCCAGCAUCGACUGGGAGGGCGUGUUUCUGACUCCUUUGUUUGUCGCCUCUCUGCUACGGCUGGAAGAUCAGCUGCCCCAGCUGGUGGCAGCGGGAGCCGAUCCCAAUGUGCAGUGCUUCUACGCAGGCCUCUUCUGCUCGCCGCUUCACGGAGCGGCCUUGCGCGGGGACGUCGCGGUCGUGGAGGCGCUCUUGGCGGCAGGAGGCGACAUUUUCGCGGAGGCAGAGGCCUCCGCAGUGGAGGGCGAAGUGGAGACACUGGCGCAUACCCUGAUGGGCCUCCACGCGCUGCAUGUCUUGGUGGCCAAGGACAUCUACAGCGAGGAGGUCUACCGGCUCCUGAUGAGAAGAGGGCUGAGGCUCAGCUCCUGCUGCCUCCAAAGACGAGGUGGUGAAAUUCCUGGCUUACUUCUCCCAAGGCUGCUGGGCAACCAGCAUGCUACGGAGGAGCGCCUGGAUAGGCUUCUGGGCGAGGAGGUUCAGCUGAUCAUUCGUUCGGCCGGCCUCGCCCACGACCUCAACGAAUUCUUGGAGGUGGUGUCCGUCCUGCGGCGCGACCAUGAUGUGACAUACAGAUGUGCCAAUGACAUCGACUUCCCUAUCAGGGAGCCGGAGCCUGAAGGCUCUGAGAACGCAGGACGAGAAGAGGAGGCGCCCACGGCAUUGCUCUUCGCUGCGCAGGCGGGCCGUUGCGAGGCCGUUCGGCUGCUGCUCUAUGCCGGUGCCGAUGCUGCUCGAAGUAUGCGGCAAGUGCUGGCCAUGGACGACAGGCGAGUGAUGUUGCUACAAACCCAAGCCGUGCAACUGGCCGUCCUUCGCGGGGAUCUGGUCAUGGUCGAGCAGCUGCUGUUUUUCGACAUUAGCCCCGAUCUCACAUGUUCUGGUAAAGUCUUCUCCGGCCAGGACAAGGAGCUGUGCGAGGAGUGGACAGGUCUCAGCUUGCUUCACCUUGUGGUGCUGAGCCGAAGCUACGAUCUGGUGGAGCCCAUGAAACAGCUGGACUGCCGGCUCGAGGCAGUGGCAAAACAGCGCCUCCCCGACGGCACUGUCACAGAGGUCACGCCACUCCACCUGGCCGUGCUCAUGGAAGAUGCCAAGGGCUGCACGCGCUGCAUUGAUUGCGGCGCGGAGGUGACUGAAACCAUCCGCGAGGCUGCCCUGCAGCGGCGACCGCUUCGGGAGAUGUUCGGGGGUUCCUCGCCCAUCAGCCUCCAGGAUUGGGUGGAAGCCAUACUCAUGGGCCCGGAGACUUUGCAAGAGCUGCUAGAGCAGCGCACAGACCUGAACAAGGCCUUUGCCUGGCCGAUAUCAGGAGAGGAGGCCAAAGAGCUCUUGGAAGGCAAGGCCCUCUCCUCCUCGGCAACGACCGAGAGGCUGGUGGAGGCCUUUUGCAAUGGGCGGACAGCCUUUGAUGGCAUUCGCCCGGUGCACCUGGCAGUCGUCCUCGACCAACUCUGGGCUUUGCAGGCGUUGCUGAAGGCGGGCGCCAAGCUGGAGGGCUUCGUGACCGAGGCGCUCCUCGACCCCUUGGAGAAUCCCAACCUGCAGGGGCUGGAGAUGGACCUGGCGCUGCUGUGCGUGCGUGCUGCAUCCUUGGAGAUGCUGCGCGAGCUGCGCGACGAGGGGCUGUUGCCAGACGUGAACUAUGCUGCGCCCCUGACACCGGACAUGACGCCACCCUUCUUCCCUUGGCAGGUGGACGAGCGGACUUUGCCACAGCCCUUGUGGGCCUGGCAAGGCUUGGCUCCACUCCACCUGGCGCUGCUGCUGGGAAGGAGGGAUGUGGCUCUGCUGCUGGUGAGGCUCGGUGCCAACCUCCUGCAGACAGUGGACCACGUUGCCAUUGAGGCUCCUUGGCACUACUCCGUCACUGACAACUGCUUCAGAGGUCUGACGCCGUUGCACUUGUGCGCUUUGCUGGAUCAGAAGGCCAACGCUUCGGCGCUGCUGGGGGAAGCGAGCGGCAACGUGCCAUUUGUCUUCCCGGGUGAGAAGCGGCCACCGCAGAACAAGGAGAUGCUGGGUGCCGUGUGUCGCCAUGUGUGGGCAACCCUCGACUCCAACAAAGACUCGGAGAAGGAGGAGCCCUGGCUGUGGCGGGAUGUCACGCCCCUUCACCUCGCUUUCCUUUACAAGAGCUACGUGACAGCAGAGGCCCUCAUCGAGGCAACGAAUGGCAAUGUCAAAAAAAGCCCCAGAUGUCCAAGUCCACAACCACGAAAGCCGUAUGAAAGCCCUUCCUUUUAA